This is a messenger RNA of Haplochromis burtoni (Burton's mouthbrooder), 7308 nucleotides long. It is a transcript of the gene recql4, whose product is annotated as RecQ helicase-like 4. Gene Ontology annotation, molecular function: ATP binding; nucleic acid binding; 3'-5' DNA helicase activity. NCBI's taxonomy places the organism in Eukaryota, Metazoa, Chordata, Actinopteri, Cichliformes, Cichlidae. Gene Ontology annotation, cellular component: chromosome; cytoplasm; nucleus. Gene Ontology annotation, biological process: DNA replication; double-strand break repair via homologous recombination; telomere maintenance. The transcript has 34 exons. The coding region runs from base 863 to 7261 and encodes 2132 amino acids. The record is from RefSeq and is a predicted model, not a curated record.
CAUUGUAAAUGUUAUACAAGAACUUAUGAAGACGUUCAGACAUAUAUUCUUUUAUAUUCUUUAAUUCAGUCUGAUAUAUUAGCUGUAGAUGAACAAUAAAAGUAAACUUGCCACUGUGGUGAAACGAAUUGUGAAACAAACAAGGGUCAGUUACUUAAACCAGUAGCACUUGAUGUCUGCUUUGAGACAUCGCAUUAAUUCAUUAUUACUAUUUUUUUUAAAUGCCUGAAGUCCUGACAAUUAUAAUAACAAAAUGCGCAUCUUAUAGAAAUUUCAUGUUUACAGUAUAAUGUAUCCCAUAAACAGGCACAGAUCAAAGAGCUGAGUCCUUUUAAACUGUCCAUGUCUCUUUAAUGAAGGCGGGUCAAAACUAAGCGGAAGUGCCUGCUUGACAAAUGAGGUGACGAGUUUUAAGAAAUUUGACGUCUUGCAAGAUAAAUGUACGUGCUUCACAGCUAUGUAUUGAAGGCGCUGUUGUUUCAUUGCUAUAUUUUCAUUUCAUCAUUAAUGAUUAAAAAAAAUAAUACUUGAACUCAAUAGUUUGACACCAAAAAAGCAAUUUUGUGAGAUCGGAGGAUACAGGAAAGAACCUGGCAACACAAGCUGACUUCCGGCGCGGGAAAAUCGUAAACAACAUAGCGGAAGGAGCUUUGAUAGUUACUGUAUACUUCACAAAAAUGUCUUCAUGUCAUCUGCCAUACUGGCAGAGAUGUUAAUUGGAGUGAGAAGAAGCUAAAGCAGCUAAUAGAGGAUAAACAUAUAAGCUUACGCUGCUACUUUCUUUGAAAAAAGAACAAUAACGCCAAUGUUAUAACAGAAAAUCACCCGACAGCAGUUUGAAAACAGCCCUGUCCACCUCAGCAUGGAUCGCUACAAUGACGUGAAAGUUUUGCUGAAAAACUGGGAGCAGGGGUUUGUCAAAGAGCACAAGAGAAAACCCAACAAGGAGGACAUUGAUCGGGCUCCAGAGGAGACCAGAAAUUUGUAUAAAGAAUACCGCAGCUUAAAACAAGCCAAAGAGAACAGCAAUGAGGCCGCCAAUGGGCAUACUCACAGCCAAAAGGAGUCAGACUGUUGGGGUUCCCACUUGAACCGCAGUGCAUUGCCGACAUCAUCUCCCAAACUGACAUCCCAGGACAGAGACAGUCUCAAGGCGUCUUCUCAGUAUUAUGGCCUAAAGCUUAAAAACAACUUGUCUUCAAUCAGUAAGGAGAGGCCUGUGUCACUGAAGAAAAUGCACCGUCCUGGUCGGCUACCUCUGGACUGCUUGAAAGAUGAACAAACUAUAAGAACAAAGAGCGUCACUUCUCCUGCUGCCACUGCCAAGACCACAACCACUGACUCUGAAUUCAGUCCCUUUUCACCAAGAAUGAAUCCUUGCCUGGGAUCUCUGGCUUCAAAGACGCUCCAACCAGCAGAGCCUGAAGAGCCGUUUCAACCAUUUGAAAUGUUCAGACAGGACAAUGAUGAAGCUGCAGGUGCUGCUGGUAGCUGUAGCAUUGGCAAAGACACUAGUUCACAAUUCACUACCCCUGCUUUAAGUCCUUCUCCCAUCAGAUCCUCCACCCUGUUGUCAUCCUUAUCCCCUGAGCGAAAUUUAGGGGCUUCAAAAGUAGGAGCCAGAACUAUGGGAAGUGAAACUAAAGGCAUUUUAGGAGAUGUAAAAGAAAAUGCUGAAACAUCAAAUACUCAGAAUAGAGGUACCGAUUCUGCAGGUGGUGAAAGUGUAAUUGGCUUUAACGGAAGUCCACAGAUUUGUGGAGGUUUCAGAGGAGGCAGAGGCCUUGGUGCAAGGCCUUCUCCUGCCAGCAGGCUGAGCCUUGUGGACAGGAAGUGGCUAGAGAGGUGUCAGGUGUUUGGAGAGAUGGGAGCAGAGGAGAAGCCUGGAGCAGGCAACCAGGAGAUGAAUGUGGAGCAACGAGGGAUGGCAGAAAAGGGAGAAAAAUUAAAAGGGGAAAUGCAAGGAGUCGAAAGAGAAGCAAAGGAAGAGAUGGAUAUAGAGAGAGAAAGACAGGAGUCAUUAGAAAUGGGAAGAGGUAAAAAGUUUGAGAGUGUAACAGGGGAUAAAAUAGUCACUACUAGUGCUGCAAACUCUGAAAAAAGCAGAAAAGAAGGGGGUGGCCAAGAGAAAAGGAAGGGACAGGAGGAGAUGGAAAGAGGGCAGACAGCUGAUGAUGACAAUGAAAGCAGUCCAAAAACUAAAGCUUCAAAAAAUAGGAGGAAGAAGAGGCAGCGAGAAGUGGGUGACACGCAGGGAAACACUACAGAAGAAGGAGGAGUAAAAAAGAGACGGAGAGGUGGUAGAAAGAAAGAGGAGAGCUCUGACGUUAGCCCCAGCUCAGCUCACGGAGGAGCAGGAAAGAAAAAGAGAAGCAAGAAAAAAGAAGGUGAUGGAGAGGGUGAAGGAGAGGAAGAAACCAAGGGACCAAAAAAGAUGCCCCAAGAGAACUUGUUUGGAGACAUAGAAGAAGAAUUUGGAGUUAACAAACUCUAUCGGGCACAGUCUGCUAGAGCCAGAGUCGCAAAAGGAGCCGAGGGUAACUUUGUGAAAAUAAACCUGAAGAAGAAAUCUCAUGUCAAAGGCUAUGCCCUGAGAGGGAUUGCUCUGCGCAGACAGUUGUACAUGCAGAAGUUCCAGCUGAAGGGAGAGCGUUUCGGUGGAGGUGGUGGAUAUUUUGGCAGAGGAAGAUGGAGGGGCUUCAGAGGGGGUUUCAGAGGGGGCCUCAGUCGACAGGGUGACACCUGCUACAAAUGUGGAGGGACCGGACACUGGGCUAUUGACUGCAAAGGGCGAGCCCCUCCACCUCCUGUUGCUGACGAGAAGGCGGUUGAGGAGGAGCCAUUUGAAUUACCCACCCUGGAGGAAGUUGCCAGGGCAACUGGGACACUACAACCUCAGCCACAGGUGGCAGCGUCCACUUUUAAAGAGGAGCAGAAUGAUCAGGAAAAGGAAGUGGACAGUAAGCGUAAAGAUGAAGUGCUGCUGAAUGUGAUUCGCCCCGAUUAUGAACGACCUCCUCCUCCUAUAUAUAUAAUGAAUCCUUGCCUGGGAUCUCUGGCUUCAAAGACGCUCCAACCAGCAGAGCUUGAAGAGCCGUUUCAACCAUUUGAAAUGUUCAGACAGGACAAUGAUGAAGCUGCAGGUGCUGCUGGUAGCUGUAGCAUUGGCAAAGACACUAGUUCACAAUUCACUACCUCUGCUUUAAGUCCUUCUCCCAUCAGAUCCUCCACCCUGUUGUCAUCCUUAUCCCCUGAGCGAAAUUUAGGGGCUUCAAAAGUAGGAGCCAGAACUAUGGGAAGUGAAACUAAAGGCAUUUUAGGAGAUGUAAAAGAAAAUGCUGAAACAUCAAAUACUCAGAAUAGAGGUACCGAUUCUGCAGGUGGUGAAAGUGUAAUUGGCUUUAACGGAAGUCCACAGAUUUGUGGAGGUUUCAGAGGAGGCAGAGGCCUUGGUGCAAGGCCUUCUCCUGCCAGCAGGCUGAGCCUUGUGUACAGGAAGUGGCUAGAGAGGUGUCAGGUGUUUGGAGAGAUGGGAGCAGAGGAGAAGCCUGGAGCAGGCAACCAGGAGAUGAAUGUGGAGCAACGAGGGAUGGCAGAAAAGGGAGAAAAAUUAAAAGGGGAAAUGCAAGGAGUCGAAAGAGAAGCAAAGGAAGAGAUGGAUAUAGAGAGAGAAAGACAGGAGUCAUUAGAAAUGGGAAGAGGUAAAAAGUUUGAGAGUGUAACAGGGGAUAAAAUAGUCACUACUAGUGCUGCAAACUCUGAAAAAAGCAGAAAAGAAGGGGGUGGCAAAGAGAAAAGGAAGGGACAGGAGGAGAUGGAAAGAGGGCAGACAUCACAUAUAACAGCUGAUGAUGACAAUGAAAGCAGUCCAAAAACUAAAGCUUCAAAAAAUAGGAGGAAGAAGAGGCAGCGAGAAGUGGGUGACACGCAGGGAAACACUACAGAAGAAGGAGGAGUAAAAAAGAGACGGAGAGGUGGUAGAAAGAAAGAGGAGAGCUCUGACGUUAGCCCCAGCUCAGCUCACGGAGGAGCAGGAAAGAAAAAGAGAAGCAAGAGAAAAGAAGGUGAUGGAGAGGGUGAAGGAGAGGAAGAAACCAAGGGACCAAAAAAGAUGCCCCAAGAGAACUUGUUUGGAGACAUAGAAGAAGAAUUUGGAGUUAACAAAAUCUAUCGGGCACAGUCUGCUAGAGCCAGAGUCGCAAAAGGAGCCGAGGGUAACUUUGUGAAAAUAAACCUGAAGAAGAAAUCUCAUGUCAAAGGCUAUGCCCUGAGAGGGAUUGCUCUGCGCAGACAGUUGUACAUGCAGAAGUUCCAGCUGAAGGGAGAGCGUUUCGGUGGAGGUGGUGGAUAUUUUGGCAGAGGAAGAUGGAGGGGCUUCAGAGGGGGUUUCAGAGGGGGCCUCAGUCGACAGGGUGACACCUGCUACAAAUGUGGAGGGACCGGACACUGGGCUAUUGACUGCAAAGGGCGAGCCCCUCCACCUCCUGUUGCUGACGAGAAGGCGGUUGAGGAGGAGCCAUUUGAAUUACCCACCCUGGAGGAAGUUGCCAGGGCAACUGGGACACUACAACCUCAGCCACAGGUGGCAGCGUCCACUUUUAAAGAGGAGCAGAAUGAUCAGGAAAAGGAAGUGGACAGUAAGCGUAAAGAUGAAGUGCUGCUGAAUGUGAUUCGCCCCGAUUAUGAACGACCUCCUCCUCCUCCACCCAUGGAGCCGCUUUAUGAGCUCACAGAGGAUGGAAAAGUCCAGCAAACACCUGAAGAUGUUUAUUCGGCUCUAAGAGAUCUCGGCUAUCAGUCAUUUCGACCAGGACAGGAGGAAGCCAUCAUGAGGAUCCUGUCGGGUCUGUCUACCCUCGUAGUGUUAUCAACAGGGAUGGGCAAAUCGUUGUGCUACCAGCUCCCAGCUUACCUCUAUGCUCAGAGAUCCAAAUGCAUCACUCUGGUCAUAUCGCCUCUCGUCUCUCUAAUGGACGACCAGCUGUCUGGCCUGCCAGCCAAGCUGAAGGCGGCCUGUAUCCACUCUAAUAUGACAAUGAAACAGCGAGAAGCAGCGAUAGAAAAGGUGAAGUCAGGCCAGGUAUGUCUGCUGCUGCUCUCUCCAGAAGCCCUUGUUGGGGGAGGAGGUUCAGGUUCAGGGUGUCUUCCUUCUGCUCAGGAGCUCCCUCCUGUGGCCUUCGCCUGUAUAGAUGAAGCUCAUUGUGUCUCAGAGUGGUCCCACAACUUCAGACCCUGCUAUCUAAGACUCUGCAAGGUGUUACGAGAGCGUCUGGGAGUACGAUGCUUGCUAGGACUCACAGCUACAGCCACUCUGUCCACUGCUCUGGACAUUGCUAAACAUCUGGAAAUCAGUGAUCAAGCCGGCAUUGCUGUCAGAUCUGCAGCUGUGCCUCCAAACCUGAAUCUUUCUGUGUCCACGGAUAGAGAAAAGGAUCAGGCUUUAGUCUCCUUGUUGAAAGGUGAUCGGUUUGGUUGUCUUGACUCGAUCAUCGUCUACUGCACCAGAAGAGAGGAGACGGUGCGUGUGGCGGCACUUCUCCGAACCUGCCUUCAAGGGGUGCUGUUAAAGGAAAACAAGAAGAGCAGCAGCAGCAGUCGGUCUGAAAACAACCCUGUAGGGCAGAGAAAGAAAGAACUGGCUCGGAAGAAGAUUCGUAAACCACUGAAAUGGCAGGCUGAAUCGUACCAUGCCGGCCUGUCGGGGUCAGAGCGGCGACGCGUGCAGAACAACUUCAUGUGCGGAGAGCUCAGGAUCGUGGUGGCCACAGUGGCGUUUGGCAUGGGCCUGGAUAAAUCUGACGUUCGUGGUAUCAUCCAUUACAACAUGCCUAAGAGCUUUGAGAGUUACGUUCAGGAAAUUGGGAGGGCAGGAAGAGAUGGAGAGCCGGCUCACUGUCACCUUUUCCUGGACCCGGAGGGUGGAGACCUCCAUGAGCUCCGUCGCCAUAUCUACGCAGACACAGUGGACUACUAUACGGUGAAAAGACUGGUGCAGAAAGUUUUCCCAGCUUGCAAAUGUAAACAGAUACACCAGAAACAGCAGGAACUCUUCAAGGAUGUUGAAGACUCUGAGCUGUUGGAGGUGAUGGAUGUGUGCGAUCAGGAGAGCAGCAUGAAUUCUUCUGCUCAGCAAGACAUGUCAGACAAAGAUGAAUCACAACCUGCUGCUGCACCUGAAUCAGAUCUCAGUUCUGCUGGGCUAGCCAUCCGAGAAGACAACGAUAAAAGAGAGGGACGAAAUGAGGAUGAGAUGAAAAAACAGACAGAAGACCAGAGAGAUAACCGGGAGAGGGACCAAGAAGAGGAGCGCUGUGAUUGGCCCAGGGAGCGAGUCUGUCACACGCACGAACGAGCGAUUCCCAUCCAAGAGACCAUCGAGGCUCUGGACAUCACGGAGGAAGGUGUGGAAACGCUGCUCUGCUAUCUGGAGCUGCACCCACAGCGCUUCGUGGAGCUGCUCCACCCCACUCUGUCUGUGUGUAAAGUCAGCUGCUACGAUGGGCCGAGGCAGCUCCAGAAAAUCACUAAAAUUUGUCCUCCGAUCGCUGUGGUGUUGGCCAGGCGGCGGAUGGCGGGCGAGCGGGUGGAGCAGUGCGACCAGCUUGAGUUUGAUGUUGUCGAGGUCGCGGACACUAUGGGAUGGCAGCUCCCUCUCGUGAAGAGAGGACUCAGGCAGCUGCAGUGGAGCACCGAUAGAGCUGGGGGACGUAGUGGCGUCCUCGUCGAAUUCUCCAGUCCUUCGUUCUACUUUCGUUCCUAUGGCGACCUGAGCGAUGAGGAGAUGGACAGAGUCUGUCAGUUCCUCCAUAAACGAGUGCAGGACCAAGAGAGAACACAGCUGUACCAGCUGACGGCCUGUUUUAAGGCCUUCAAGAGUGUUGCCUUCUGCAGCGUACUGUCCUGUGUAGACGAUCUGGAUGAGAGCCGCAGUUUGCAGUUAAAAAGCCUUCUGUCCGAGUACUUUGAUAAGAGGCGGGACGGGGACCACGCUCUCAAACCUUUUGAUCUCGAGGAGCUCGACAAAUAUAAGCUGUUGGACUGGGAGGAUCAAAUCAGAGCCGACAUCAGAAGUUUCCUCUCCAACCGAAGUGACGAGAAGUUUUCUGGAAGGGCUGUCGCUCGUAUCUUCCAUGGCAUAGGCAGUCCGUGUUAUCCGGCUCAAACCUACGGCAAAGACAGACGUUACUGGAGGAAGUACAUCCAGUUUGACUUCAACCAGCUCAUCAGACUGGCCACUCAGGAGAUCAUUCGCUUCAAGUGAUCGACCAGAUGGUCCAAUAUUAUCUUUUUUUUUUAAACAUAUGUUUC